Messenger RNA from Closterium sp. NIES-65, 5064 nucleotides. NCBI's taxonomy places the organism in Eukaryota, Viridiplantae, Streptophyta, Zygnematophyceae, Desmidiales, Closteriaceae. The record is from the annotation of a GenBank genome assembly.
AUGGACGGAUUCCGCGGCGCCGUGGACGCCGUCGCGGCGAUCUUGCGCCGCGUGCUGCUACGCGACCCCAGCAACCGGCGCGAGGCGUGCACGUGGCUCGCGGCGCUAAUCGGUCGCGUGCAGCUCCCGCCCGCGCUGCGCCGCGCGCUUGUCUGCCGGCUCGUGGCGCGCAGCGGAUCGCUCGACCCUGGCGCCUCUGACCGCUCGCUGCUGCGCCAGCUGCUGCAACUGCUGUGUGAGGAAAGGCCGAAAGAUGCCGCCCGGCUGCUGAUGCAUGACCCUGACCUCAUCCGCUCGUUCUUUGCUGCCAAUCCUCACCGCAUUCUCUUGUGGUUCGACCAUUUCAGUCUGGGGCCUGGCAGUCAAGGGGGCAGAUGGGGGGAAGAGGGGGAGAGGAGCAGGGAACAGCAGAGACCAAGCGCCUAUGCUGCUACUGCCUAUGCUGGUUCUGGUUCUGGUUCGGCCCACACCAAGUUGGCAGGGUCGGCAGCAGCUGGUGACGCUCUGCACCGGGACAGUCCAGGUUCGGGCCGGCUUGUCUUGCCGACCCGAGCUCUGGUUCGGAACCACAGGUUCGGGGCGCAAGCCUUGGCCGAGUUUGCGUUUGCACAUCGGGAGGACCAUUGGCACCGGCUGGUGUGGGCAGGGAAGCAUGCGCAGACACCUGUUACUGUUGCUGCCCGGCCGCAUUAUUUCUGCGAGCUGGACAUCUCGGGCACCAUGAAAAACUUUUUGCGCGAGGUGCCCGAGUUCUGGUCGUCGCACGAGCUUCGGAAGACGUUACAAGACGGCGCGCUCUUGUCGCUGGAUAUCAGUUUUUUUGUAGAGGAGUUGAUGAGGAGGCUUGUAAGGGAGAUGGAAGAUGAGAGGAGGAGGAGAGGGUGGGAGGAAGGAGUAGAGGAAGUGUUACGCACGGAGAGGAGGGAGGGCGAUGGGAGGGACGUGAGGGUAAGGAAGGUGUGGAUAAGGGAGGAGCGAAUGCAAGCGCAAAUACAAAUUCAAGAGGAAAGGAGAGGGCGACAAGGAAGAGAGAUGGUACACGAGUUGGUGGAAGACUUUGUUGACUCGGUUGACUGGGCUCUGCUGUGCUCUCGGGUGCUGGCUGGGGCGGGUGAAGAGGGGCUGGAGAGUGUUGCUCGCGGGGUGUGGCGAUGGGCGCAGGGGAGGAGAGGGGAGGAAGGAGGGGGGCCGGACAGGAGGGAGGGUGGGAGGAAGCGAGAGGAUGGUCGAGAGAGGGAGAGGGGGAUUGAAAGGGAGAGGGGAAGAUUGAAGGAGGGGGGCGGAGAUGGGUGGGCUGGGGCAAGGGAAAGGAGAGGGAGAGAGGGAAGGGUGAUUGAGAUGGGAGUGGGAGCGGGGAUGGUGGAGGCACAAGGAAUGAUGGACGAGGUUCUCAUUGGUGCAUGCUGGGAUGGAGAUGAGGAGAGGAUUAGAGGGGGCCGGAGGGAGGAGGACGAGGAGUGGAGCAGAAGGGAGAGGAGGGAGAGGGAUAAGGAGAGGAACAGCAGGAGGGCAAGGGAUGUGAAGGCAGACCAACUCGCAUCACUCCCUUCGCUGGAUUCGCUCUCUUCAUUCGAGCGCCUGCUCCUCCUCGUGGCCGGUGCGUGCCACGGCAGGCAGACCGCUCUGCUGCUGCUCCGGGAGCCCGAGUGGGCCGACGAGCGGGAGGAGUUGACUGCGGUGCUGCGCGGUUGCUUCGCCACCUCUGUGGGGGAGCCACCUGGGAAGCAGCUAGUGGGUUAUAUUCUGGGAAGUGGUGGUGUGGAGGAAGGAGAGGGGAGGGCGAGAGAGGGGAGGCGGAGGGGUGAGGAGAGGGAGAGAGAGAGGCAAAGGGAAAGAGGAAGGGAGUGGGAGGGAGGGGAGGAGAGCAUUGCAGGGAUAGAGGUGGUGGUUGGCACGUGGAUGGUUAGGGCGCAUCUCAUGGCGAGUAUGGGAAUGGAUGGAGGGCAUACGGGAAUGGAUGAUGACGGAUUAGCAGGGAUGGGAUGUCUGGCGGGGGGAGAUGAGGCUGUGGGGGUGAUGUUGAGGCGUUUAGGUGUUGCUGUGGAGAGGGGAGGAGGUGAGGGGGGGAUGGGUGAGGUGGGCGGGGAGGGUGGGGUUGAGAGGGUGGGGGAUGGGGAAGGUGGUGAGAAGAGGAGGAAGAGGGAGAUGAAGAAGGAGAAGAAGGGUAGGCGUGGCAAGGCCGUACAAGGCAAGGCGGGGAGCCCGCAGAGGGAGGCGUCUGGAAGGGCGAAACGCGUUUCCGUUGCGGAAAUCUACGCAGUGGAGAGAUUGGAUGAGGCGGCGGUGAAAGGGAGUCUCUUAGGUCCAGCAGCUAGACUGCAUCGUCUGGCCAUCCAUACUUUCCGGAAGGCUGCUGACAGGUGGACACCCGUGCAGCUUGUUCUGAGUCACGCUGAUGUCAGCGUGUGUCAGCAGUGGGUCGAUUCUAUCCAAUCACUGCUCAGGGCGGACCCUGAACGGCCCCGGAACCUGCUGGCGUUCAUCAACCCCAUCGGCGGCCACCGCAAGGCGCUCAAGACGUGGGCAGCGGUGAAGCCCGUGUUUGAUCGGGCGGGAGUGGCGGUUACUGAGGUGGUCACGCAGCGGCAGAACCACGCUUUUGAUGCCGUGUAUGGGGCGACUGAUGAGGAGAUCUCAGCCGUUGAUGGCAUUCUGGUUGUGGGAGGCGAUGGCCUGUUCAACGAGGUGCUGAACGGGCUGGCCAAGAGGCGACACCACGCCCCCCCCUGCAUCCACCCUUCUCGCCUCUCCUCUGCACGCCUCUCUCUCCCUCCCUCCUCCCAUCUCUCUUCCACACCACCCCCACUCGCCUCCUCUGGUUCCCCUGCUGCUCUCUCGUCUGCCGCUCCGUCCUCUGGGGCACAGUCAGAGGCAGCUGAGUGUGUGAACGUGGGCCUUCAACUGCCACAUGCUUUGCGUAUUGGCAUCAUCCCUGCUGGAUCUACUGAUUGCAUCAUUAUGAGUGUGACAGGAUCUCGAGACCCUACGACUGCAGCGCUGCACGUGGUUCUGGGCCAUCGCAUGCCUCUGGAUGUGGCGAGAAUCACUACGUGGAAGGAAGAGGAGCAGGCGGGGAAGCAAGGCGAGCAGUCAGAGGAGGAGAAAGAGGAAGAGGGGCAACGGAAAGAGGGGGAGCAGGCAGAGACGGGUGGAGAGAUUGGGGGCAGUGGAGGCAGGGAGGAGGGGGGCGAAGGAGAAGCGGAGCUUGUGAGGGAGGGGUUUGCGGGUGGAGAUGGAAGAGAGAAGGCUGGGGGAGCUGGGAGCGAAACAGAAGGGGCUAAGGCAAAGACAGAAGAAGAGGAGGAGGAUGAGGGUGUGGAGGUCCGCUAUGCUGCCUCUUUCUUUGGCUAUGGAUUCUACGGCGAUGUGAUUCGGCGAAGCGAGGGGCUCAGAUGGAUGGGGCCGGCGCGGUACGACUAUGCUGGGCUCAUGACAUACCUGCACCACAGCCUCCUUGGCCCAAAUGUGGAUAUCCCAUCCCUGUCCCUUAUCCUCCUCUGCCUACCUCACCCCUUCCUCUACCUCUCCCUCCUCUUCUUAUCCCAUCCCUUCCUCUUCCCAUCCCCGCCCUGCCUAUUCCUUCCCCUCCACCCACCAUCAGGUCAUACGAUGCGGAGGUCGUACGAUGCGGAGGUGUCCUACUUUGACGUGCUUUCCUCUGCUGGGCCAGCCCCAGGAGCACCCGGUGAACAGCACAAGCAGGGUGCACGGAGGCUCACCCCUCUCCCCACCCCAUCUCGCCCACCCACCAUCAGAUCGUACGAUGCAGAGGUGUCAUACUUCGACGUGCACUCCUCUGCUGGGCCAACCCCAGGAGCACCUGGUCAACCCAGAGUCAACUCCCUAUCACACCCGUCCACCUCACCCACCAUCAGGUCGUACAAUGCCAAGGUGUCCUACUCUGACGUGCACUGCUCUGCUGGAUCGUACGAUGCUGAGGUGUCCUACUUUGACGUGCACCCCUCUGCUGGUCCAGCCCCAAGACCUGCAAUCCAAGCGUCCCCUGUCCAAGCAGCAGGGUUGGAAGCAUCUCCAUCCACUGCAGCAGAGUCGGACGCAUCUGCAGUCCAAGCAGCAGCAACCUUGGGAGAAUCCCCAUCCCAGGGCGUUCUCGCGCCCCCUCUGCUGGCAGCAGCAUCACCACUGGAAGCGGGGCCUGUGAGGGGUUUAGAGAGGAGCUUCACUGAUCAGCUCCCUAGAACGCAUGGUCUGGAUGAUGAUGACGAGGAGGAAGAGGAGGAGGUUGGGGAGGUGGAGGACGGGGAGGAGAAGGUGGGAGAGGAGGUGGUGGAGGAGGACGGAGGGGUGGGAGGAGAAGGGAAAGGAGAGGUAGAAGGGGGUGGAGAGGGGAAGGUAUUGGGUGGAGGGGACGGAGAGGGGAAGGGAGAGGGGGAAGGGAUGCCACUGCAGGCUGUGGAGUGGAACGGAAGGCUGCGGCGGCGCACCUUCAGCAGCCCCAUGCUGGUGAAGACACGCAGCACUGACCUCUCCCAACUCGCACGCGCCUCCCACAGCCUCCUCACACUCGACACCUCAUCACUCGACCUGGCCCAGAUCUCUCACAGUCAAUCGGGUGCUGCCACGUCAGCACCUGUGGGUGUAGCUGAGCAAGAGGGGUUAUUGCAGAAAGGAGGGCAGAGUGGAGAGGGUGUGUGUGCAGUGGGGGGGAUGGAGAAGCAGAGUGAGGGGCUGAGGCCCUGUUGGAGGACGGUGCGAGGAAAGUUCCACAGCGUGGGGGCGGCAGUGAUGUCUUGUCGAAACGACAAGGCGCCAGAUGGCGUCGCGGCACAGGCCCACCUGGCGGACGGCAAUCUACAUCUCAUCCUGAUCCGCAAGUGCUCGCGCCCCGAGUACCUCCAUCAGCUGACUCGCCUAGCCCGCAAAGGGGCCGACCCAUUCGCCUUUGAAUUUGUGGAGACAUACAAGACCCCAGCCUUCAUGUUCACAUCUCACGGGAAGCAAAGCACGUGGAAUGUGGAUGGGGAGUUGGUGGUCGCCUCGCAGCUCUCUGCUCAAGUCUUCCGCGGAUUAGUCGACAUAUUUGCAUCUGGACCCGAGUUUUGA